This is a messenger RNA of Brassica oleracea var. oleracea, 1272 nucleotides long. RefSeq names its product probable RNA-dependent RNA polymerase 5. Gene Ontology annotation, biological process: siRNA processing. Bases 1 to 1272 code for a protein of 423 amino acids. Gene Ontology annotation, molecular function: RNA-directed RNA polymerase activity. The record is from RefSeq and is a predicted model, not a curated record. Gene Ontology annotation, cellular component: nuclear RNA-directed RNA polymerase complex. The transcript has 5 exons. NCBI's taxonomy places the organism in Eukaryota, Viridiplantae, Streptophyta, Magnoliopsida, Brassicales, Brassicaceae.
AUGAUCAUGUUGGGUAUUCCACUUGACGAACCACACCUGAAGGAUCAACUGUCUAUUCUUCUAAAGACACAGAGGAAUGAUCUCAAAGCAGGAAAGCUUCUUGUUACCGAGUCAUACUAUCUCUUGGGAACCGUUGAUCCCACCGGAAAGCUCAAGCAAAACGAAGUCUGCGUCAUCCUGGAGGCUGGCCAAAUAUCAGGGGAUGUGCUAGUUUACAGGAACCCUGGACUACAUUUUGGAGACAUACAUGUACUUAAGGCUACAUAUGUUAAGGCCUUGGAAGAGCAUGUAGGAAACUCCAAGUAUGGUGUGUUCUUCCCUCAGAUAGGUCCAAGAUCUUUGGGUGAUGAGAUUGCAGGUGGUGACUUUGAUGGUGAUAUGUAUUUCAUUUCCAGAAACCCCAACGGUACCACUAACUACUCUCCUCUGUCCAUCCUACUCGAACACUUCAAGCCAAGUGAACCAUGGGUUAGCUCUUCUCCUCCUAGUAGAAUUUAUGCUGGUACAGCGCCAAGUGAACUUACACCAGAAAUGCUGGAAGAGAAGCUUUUCAGAAUGUUUUUGGAGGCAAGAUUUAAUUCCAGCAACGUUGUAGGGGCGGCUGCAGAUAGCUGGCUAACAAUAAUGGACCGUUACCUCACGUUAGGAGAUGAGAGGGCUAAGGAAAAAGCUGGGAUGAAGAGACAAAUUCUCAAGGCUAUUGAUAUAUACUAUGAUGCUCUUGAUGCACCGAAAAACGGGGCUAAGGUCUACCUCCCAUUAGACUUAAAGUUCGAGAGUUUUCCACAUUACAUGGAGUAUAAGCAUAAGAAAAGUUUCAACUCCACUUCUAUUCUUGGAUUAAUCUAUGACACCGUCGUCUCUCAGAAUGAAGAAGAACCCCCUCCAUGUGGUACGCAUCAUCUUCUAUGUCACAUUUCAGAAAUCAAGAAACUACCGUGUUUUGAAGAUGAGCUGGUCCCUGAGUCUCACAUGGAGAAAUGGGGAGGCUGGUACGAGAACUAUAAAGAUGAAAUGGAACAGGAGUUCUAUGGUGGUGCAGAGUUUAAAGACAUAAAGAGAAACCUGGACGCAUUCUACCCACAAGCCUUGGCACUUUACAACAUCGUUUACGAUUAUGCCAUCUUAAAGAACAACGUACGUUAUUGCGGAUUUGUCUGGAGGGUUGCAGGACGGGUCCUGUGCGAUUUUUACUUUGAGAAGAAGGUGGAUGGGGAGGGGGAGGAGUCAUUCUCUGCUGCAGGUUCUGUGGUCAAAAAGCUUUAUGGUUGA